CGAUCAUAGACAUCUUCAGCCGUCAAACCUCAGGGAUCGCAAUUACAUCCAAUCAUCGUCAACAUGCUGUAGCUGCGUCCUGACACCGCCAACAUCGAGCCAGCAAACCGUGCUCUGGGCACCCCCCGAGGCCUCGCCAAGGGUUCCAAGGAGUCGUCUGUAAGGUUGCCAAAGUCCUGGCAAGACGUGGAAAGUAAUAUGGUCACGCUGAUCACAGAGAAACUACAGAACCACUGUCUGGAAGACAAAGAUGUAACAUACAAUCAGAUAGACCAUCGUCCCGCGCACCGGAGCCUGCGAGCCCGUAGCUUCACCAUCCCGAAAACGUACCGCUAUGGAGAGCACAAGAGGACUGCAUUUGUGGAGAAGAAUGGCCUAAGGUCGGGGGUGACAGAAGCCAUGGCGUAUCCCCCGGGGGACCGCAUGACGAUUCUGACCCGCAGCCGUCACAAGAGCGAAACCUCUGCACCAACCCGCUUCAACUUCCACUGCAAUGACUCCAACAUAUCACAGACGCCGCCCGAACCCCCGCCGCCAAAGAAACGACACUGCCGCUCCCUCUCCAUCCCCACGGAACUUUCACAAACAGAUUCCAGCUGGAAGCCCAGCGGCUGCAAGCUCUGGACGCCGGUCACGAAACUCAAACAGGGUCAAAACGGGUUGAACAGCACAGCUUCCUUCCGAGGGUCCAACAGCAGUUUGUCGUCAUUCCCAGUCCACGCCGGUGGGAGAGCGCCCUUCAGCCCCAGCGAGCAGUUCUCCACCCCGCCCGAGUCGCCCAUCCCCCGCCCGGCCUCCGCCAGCAGCGGCUUCUUCGACACCUCGCUCUCCGCCCCGUGGCUCGACAACAGUCCCACCAGACACAAGCGCACUGACAGCUCCGUCUCCGAGGCCGUGUCCGAGGGCUCCGGGUCGCUGUCGUCCGUGGGAAGCAGCCUGACGUCCACGCCAGAGUUGCCGCGGAGACGAGUGGGCCUUCCGCGGGCCCGGUCCCAGCCCUGCGUCUUGCACCACGACCGCAAGGGGGGACUGAAACGCAGGCGAGAGGAGGAGAGACCAACCAUCGACUUUGUCAAGAUGAAAGAGAGUUCCUAUGACCACUGCAGCCAGCGAAAGCAGGGUGUGAGAAUACCACAGUAUGUUGUAAGUACAAACAUAAGGAGUUCUCGCAGCCUGGCUUCCUUUUUCAUCGACUCUGAGUUCUUUCUUGGCUUGAAGCCCAUCAUGUCCUCUCCCUGUGACUCCACCCUUUCCAGCGUCAUGAUAACCCCCUCACAGAGCCCAACCAAGGACCUUGAGGAGAACAAAGACAGGGAGAAGACGCCGUCAGACCUGGUCACCAUGACAGCGUGUGUGGAUGAGAUCAUCCCGAGUGGGGACGAGGGGGAGGCAGAAGACGCGGACGACAGUGGAACGGAAGGAGGAGACAGUGCAGAGUGUGACAGAGGAGGCUGCGGCAGCUUUGAAGAACCCAUUUUCCCUAUCGAUGACGAAAUUGACAUUGACCAGAUUGAGAGAAAUUGAAAGAUGUGGACUGACUUGGUAUGAUAAGCUUUCUGUGUCCAGGAGGUUUGUGAUAAUUGUACAAAUAGAAAGCGAUACCACAAGUUUUGCAUCAGAUAACAUUACCUCAUAUGUGCUGAGUGAUUUGUACAUGAUAUUUCAUCAGUAAAGGACACAAUGUGGUGUGACGUUAUGUGGCUGCCAGAGAGAGAGAGGGCAGAGUGAAGAACCAGGAAAAUGUCUAUUUUUGUGAAGAAGAUUGAGAGGAAAACAGGGUGUGACUUCCAAGGUCAGGUUUGAGACAAUGUCAAGUUUUCCCAGCCAACAUUAUACAGAAGUUUUGCUUCAGAUUCAAAGUGAUUCCCACACUAUGAAAGGUCAUAGCUUUGCCAGCUCUUAGUCUUACAGUUUUCCCCAUAGUCAGUCACAUUCUGAAAUGUACUCAUUAUCUUCUGUGGCACCUUGAUGCGUAUCACAAAUUAGUGAUACAACAACAGUGUCACAACUGGCUUAAUACACAAUCAUGUAUUAUAUACAUGUAUAGUUUUCUGUUAAGAUAAUGACCUGACCUUGUGUCUGAGAGACAACACAGUGAGUUUAAGCCACAAUGUCAUUUUUAACUAGAAAGUCAUGACCUUUCAUACAAGUACCUCCAAAGGGCCCAUUUCCCUUAAAAACCAAUAAUGUGAAAGUUGCUGCUAGUUUUUCUACCCGUUUCUAAACACAACCUCUUUGUGUUCCAAAAUGUCAACAGCAUGUUGAUGUAUCAACUCUCUCUCCAAACUAUUUUCCACGUUCAGCUGGAACGGUGAGGGAAAUUGACUACUCUAACCAUGGUCAGGUGUUGACCGAUGACAUGUACGUGUAGUGCACCAGUAUUGUUGGUCUAGUAGGGCCUGGAACCUGUUGGUAUGGCACAUACUGUUUGAAGGACUGGUGUUUUCUGCAUUUUUCCCCCACCUCACUAGGGGGCAUUUCUGCUGGGCUGAGUGGUGUUUCAAAUUCUCAUCUAUUGUCAAGAAAAGAUGAACAGUUGUGAUUGGAUUUCAUUUAACCACCUUAAGAAAAAGAUUUGAUGUUUAAGUCUUUGAAAAGAUUGAAGGUUGAUUUCAGAUCCUUCAAAACUAAAAUCCUGACAGAUGCAAGCCAUUAUAUACUGUUGUUAAUCCAUGCCUACCAGUAUGUGUCACACACAACACUGGAGAAGGAAGAAAGUGAGUUAUGAUGAAAUGAAGUAGUUCUGUGGGGCAAGUUUGCAGCAAAGACUUUGGAGCCCAACAUGUGUUGUAUCAGCCAUUGUCAAUUACUGUAAGGUGUGUUAAAAAUGAAAUGAUGACAAUGAAAGUAUAUCACUCUACAAAACUCUAUGGCAGGGAAACAUGGCAAAAGUUAAGUGUUUGUACAGAUUGUUUGAUGGAAGCACCAAGGAAAAUGAACUGGUUCUGUUAUUGAUUUAUCAAUGGCUGUAAGGCAAGAGUUUAUGAUGGUAAUAAUAUAUGUGAUGUUAUGAAAAUGUUAUGAUAAACAAAUGUUGUGUAGAUGACCUGUAGUUGGAAUCAGAGGCAGCUCUUGAAAUGGUGGGCUUGUUCUGUAUUAGAAAGUAGACCCAUUUCACCAAUUAUCAAUGGUUAAUGCAGGGAAGAAAGUAACUGUAGCUUACACUGGUCCAUUCUAUGAAUGUUUGAAAAAACACCAAUACCAGCAAACUGAGAAGAAAUGGUACCACAAUUCCUCAGGAAAAUAAUAGCAUGUUCAGAGUUUCGACACUUUAAAAUAAACAGCAAAUUUUGCGUUGGAAGUUGUAACGACCUGUGCACAAUGAGUGGAAAUGCCAUGGCUUCUCCAGCAUAGGGAUGCAUGGUAACAGCAGGCCAGGGGGAAGACUAUGUGUGUGCACAAUAAAUUUUGUAUGCUUUAAUGAUAGGAGUAGCACGUGUAUAGCUCUGCAGAAGAGGAACCUUAGACUGGCUGCAUGUGAUGCGUAUCUUACCCAGUCCAUUAUAUCCAGUGCAGUACCCCGUGACUGCCAUGAAAAAAUUUUGCAGUUUGUAGCCGCUUGGUUUAACUACAAGCGCUGCAUUGCGUGUUUCCUUUUUGUGUGUUCAACCAGACUUUGGGACAGGUCUUGACCUGUGAAUUAACCUGUCUUUUGCCUGCUGGUAGUGUGUUCUACAGGUUGUGCUGUUUUGAGCCUGAGCGUGUUUUAUGGAAAUUUCUUUCUCGGUGUACGGAGACAAAAAAACGUUGUGUGGUUCUGUAUAUCUAUAUUCAAUGUUGUCAAGUAAGGAAUGUGUCCCGGCUGCUUGGCAAGGUCAGGGUUUGACAUUUUGACCUCUCAACUCUAACCUUAGGUUCAAUGUAUAGGUCAUAGGUUGGUUUCCAUAUUGGACAGCUUUAAGCACAAUAUUUGUAAACCAUAAUCUCUGCCAAGCAGCCAGGACCCACAUAGAUAGGGUGUUCCAAUUGAAGAAAUCAAAGUGAUUUUAUAGAAAAAGUUUGAGAUUUGUAUCUCAGUAGUGAUGACGUUUUAUGGUAUGAAGAGUAGGUGACCACUGUUGACCUCGUGUGGUCUUUCUAGGACUGUGAAGAUGUUCUGCAUGCAGAAUGAAGAUGUUUGCAUGAAUUCUACAUUCCUCCUUGGCAGGAACAAACCACUACAAGAGCUGGUUUUGCAUCAGUGCCUGUUUUUUGGAUAGUGUCAGAUAUUGUCAAAUAUGAACAUUGGACAAAGACGUGCAAAGUAAGAAAAGUCAGAAUGGUUAUUAUGGGGAUGAGACACGGGGAUGUGCAGAGAAAUUUCUGAUUGGCAACUGGAAAGAUGUUGAAGAAAAAUCAUGUUUGUUGGAAUCAUUCCUGUUUUUCACUUCACUCCUUUCUUCUGACCCCCCAAAAAACUGUGUAGACGCAAGUAUUUCAAUUGUUCAGAACCACUUUGGCAAUGAAAGUAUGCUAUAUUCCUCAAUGAAAGUAUGGUAUAUUCCCUUCUACAACAGGCACCAUCUUUAAGCAUGUCCCAAUGGCACUGAUGCAGCUCUUGUGGAUUGGUGUUACUGUCUCCAUCGAUUAACCAAUACCACAUUCCAUGUGCAUCAUGUUCAUGCAAGUGCACACGGGUAGCGUGACCAAAGACUUGAGAAAAGCAAGACUCUGGGUUCUGACAACAUGCUGUUUAGAACUUUUGUCCCAUACACCAAACUUUCCAGCUCCAACAUGAUCCAUUUCUGAAGGAUGGAUAAGAUUCCUUCAGGGGGUUUUGGUCUUUUAGUCAAUGUUUGGAUAGAAUCACAGUUUGUCUUGAGCACAAAGUGUGGCUUUGAUUUCAAAACCAACACCACUUCCAUGAACUUUUGACUGUGACAAGGAGCUACCUGUAGGAAAGUGGUGAUGUACAAAUGUAACAGAUUGUGACAGGACUGUUUUACCCCAGAGCAACACCUGGCACAACCAGUGCACAAAAGUGUCUAUGGGUAUUUCUCAAGUCUCGGGUUGAUUUUUUGUUUGUGUGUUGCACCAAACGGACUUAAUCCCACCACAGAGUUGUUGUGUUGUACACUGUUUAUUUGUAGACAUAUUUAUGUUGAGUAUUAAAAAAAGUAAAUACUAUAUGUUAUAGCUAUAAUUAUGGCGAGUGCUUUGUCUUGAUUAGUAUUAUUUGAUAAAGAAAACCCUGAAUUUAGAAGAUUAGCUUUUAGUUGAGUUGCAGUAAGUUGGAAUGACUAGACAAUUGAGAAACAAGAUGAGAGAGUAGGAACUAGUUUGCCAUGAUUUGUAUAUUUGUAAUGAGAUACGAGGUUUCUGACCUACAUGACGGUGCGUUUCCCGUGUUUGUGGGAAGAUUGCUUGAGAGAAAUGCUGUAUUUUUGUGUGGACUUGAGAAGAGAGCUUUCUCACUGAGAAAA
Molecule: messenger RNA, 5402 nt
Organism: Branchiostoma belcheri (Belcher's lancelet)
Lineage: Eukaryota; Metazoa; Chordata; Leptocardii; Amphioxiformes; Branchiostomatidae
Product: protein FAM53A-like
Exons: 5
Coding region: 199-1524 (441 amino acids)
Biological process (GO): protein import into nucleus
Cellular component (GO): nucleus
Source: RefSeq, a predicted model, not a curated record